Messenger RNA from Cyprinodon variegatus (sheepshead minnow), 1257 nucleotides. RefSeq names its product gastrula zinc finger protein xLCGF3.1-like. Gene Ontology annotation, biological process: negative regulation of transcription by RNA polymerase II; regulation of cytokine production; regulation of immune system process. NCBI's taxonomy places the organism in Eukaryota, Metazoa, Chordata, Actinopteri, Cyprinodontiformes, Cyprinodontidae. The record is from RefSeq and is a predicted model, not a curated record. Bases 70 to 861 code for a protein of 263 amino acids. The transcript has a single exon.
ACAGAGAAACCAUUUGGCUGUAGAGUUUGUAAUAAGAGGGUUUUACGACAAGGAAAUCUAAAGUCUCACAUGUAUACUCACACAGGAAUGAAACCAUUUAUUUGUGGUUUUUGUAGUAAAAGUUUUACCCAUUCAGGUAGUCUUAAGAGUCACAUGUAUAUUCACACAGGAGAAAAACCUUUUAUUUGUCGGGUUUGUGGUAAAACAUUUCCACGACAAAAGAAUCUAAAAAGACACAUGUAUGUUCAUACAGGAGAGAAACCGUUUGUUUGUGGAGUGUGCAGUAAAAGAUUUCCACGACCAGAGAAUCUAAAGAGGCACAUGCGUGUUCAUACAGGAGAAAAACCGUUUAUUUGUGUUGUUUGUAGUCAAGGAUUUUCACAACAACAUAUUCUAAAAAGUCACAUGCAUAGUCACACAGGAGAGAAACCAUUUAUCUGUGGUGUUUGUUGUCAAGGAUUUUUACAAAAAAGAAACCUGCAGAGUCACAUGCGUGUUCAUACGGGAGAGAAACCAUUUACUUGUGAUGUUUGUCAUCAAGGAUUUUCUCGACAAGAUGCUCUAAAAAGUCACUUGCGUGUUCACACAGGAGAGAAACCAUUCGUUUGUGAUAUUUGUAGUCAAGCAUUUUCACGACAAGAUGGUCUGAAAAGUCACAUGCAUGGUCACACAGGAGAGAAACCGUUUACUUGUGGAGUUUGUAGUAAAGGGUUUUCCCAAAAGGGAAAUCUAAAUAGUCACAUGCGUGUUCACACCAGAGAAAAACCUUUUGCUUGUGUUGUUUGUUGUAAAGCAUUUUCACAUUCAGUUAGUUUAAAGAGACACAUGGGUUUGCACACAAGAGAAACUAUAUGUUUGUAGCAGUAGAGGGGAAGCCUUUUCAAGCUGCGACAAUUUAUAAAAAGGGUGGAUGGUCACAGUGUGUGUUUGAAGCACCAGGGUCUGUUCAGAUUCAAAGAGUCCUUCAUAUGCAGCCAAUAAAUUUAGCCUUUUUGCCCAGUUGGAAGGCCAGGCACGCUGUAUACUUCGUAGUUCAGGGUAUCCGGUUACUCAUUGCGAGUCCAAGCGAGCCAGCUGUUCCAUGCUCAGAGAAAAAAAGGGAAUUGCCGAAAAACGGUGGUGAAUAUUGUAAGUAAGGCUGCAAAUAACGAUUAUUUUUGCAAAUGGGUAAAUCUGUAAAUAAUUUUUUCGAUUAAUUUUUGGAUAGCAGAAGGUUCCUAUUAGAAGGCUUUUUGAGAAAUUAAACCCGGUGAAACG